CCAGACCUUCACAUAGCUUUGGCCACGUACCCAGCAGCCAGCAGGUUCCUUCUUGAUCUUUUCGCAAACCUUUAGCCGCGGCAGAUCCACCGGCGCCUGAGAAGAUGCCGGUGAAGGUGUUCGGGUCGCCGGCGUCGGCGGAGGUCGCGCGCGUCCUGACCUGCCUGUUCGAGAAGGACGUCGAGUUCCAGCUCAUCCGCGUCGACUCCUUCCGCGGAUCCCAGCGCAUGCCUCAGUACCUCAAGCUCCAGCCGCACGGCGAGGCGCUCACCUUCGAGGACAGCAACGUCACGCUCGUCGAGUCGAGGAAGAUCCUGCGCCACAUCGCGGACAAGUACAAGAACCAGGGUAACAAGGACCUGUUCGGCCCGGGCGCGCUGGAGCGGGCCUCCAUCGAGCAGUGGCUGCAGACGGAGGCGCACAGCUUCGACAUCCCCAGCGCCGACAUGGUCUACAGCCUGGCAUACCUGCCGCCCGACAUGCCGCUAGACGGCAGGGGCGCCGCGGCCGGGAUGCACCCGUCGCACCGGCAGAAGGUGGAGGAGAUGGCGCAGCUGUUCGAGAAGAGCCGCAAGGACCUCGGCAAGCUUCUGGACAUCUACGAGCAGCGCCUCGGCGAGGAGGAGUUCCUGGCGGGCAGCAAGUUCACGCUCGCCGACCUGUCGCACCUGCCCAACGCCGACCGCCUUGCCGCGGACCCGCGCUCGGCGCGCCUCAUCGAGUCGCGCAGGAACGUCAGCAGGUGGUGGUACACCAUCUCCGGCCGAGACUCCUGGAAGAGGGUCAAGGAGCUGCAGCGCCCGCCGUCCGCGGAGGCGCCGUUCUGAGCUCGACCGCAGGAGGUGGCGCCGGUCGGCGUGGCCAUGGUCCAUCGUGUUUCUGUUGCUGCUGGUUUCUGUAUAUUCCCUUUGUUCUGAAUGAAUAGACACCGCCUGGCCCUGCGUCAAUGGCCGUUGUUCAUCGUGUAAUAAAUCGACAGGAGAAUGCUGCCCCUUCUCGUGAGAUUGGAUUGAACACGUCACUGCCUUAGUUUUUUUUA
This is a messenger RNA of Setaria italica (foxtail millet), 1039 nucleotides long. Its product is annotated as glutathione S-transferase F11. Gene Ontology annotation, cellular component: cytoplasm. The record is from RefSeq and is a predicted model, not a curated record. Gene Ontology annotation, molecular function: glutathione transferase activity; glutathione binding. Bases 105 to 827 code for a protein of 240 amino acids. Lineage: Eukaryota; Viridiplantae; Streptophyta; Magnoliopsida; Poales; Poaceae. The transcript is spliced from 3 exons.